Alosa alosa (allis shad) is the source of this 1241-nucleotide messenger RNA. RefSeq names its product reprimo, TP53 dependent G2 arrest mediator candidate b (gene rprmb). Bases 360 to 674 code for a protein of 104 amino acids. The record is from RefSeq and is a predicted model, not a curated record. The transcript has 2 exons. NCBI's taxonomy places the organism in Eukaryota, Metazoa, Chordata, Actinopteri, Clupeiformes, Clupeidae.
GAUUAACUGGAAGCAACGUGGACUAUAUCUAGUUGUUUGACUCAGAAAGGUGGCGCUAUUUGAGUGUACAAAUCAAUGUUUUAGCCUGCUGAAUGGCUGUAGCCGCCGACUCCUCUGCUAUGGAAUGGUUUCACCCAGGUCUAAUCAGCAUCCGACAGUGAGCCCGUGUCCAUACAGCCUGUUUAGAAGGAUACCACUGGGAACUGUAUGAGAUAUCUACCUUGUGCAAUCCCUGCAACCCUUGCUUGAAUUCUCAGAAGAUUCAAGCUUUCUUAAUUUGGUGAAUGUCUAACAAAAGCAACAGAUCCUUUUCUCCAUCUUUGUCAACUUUUUGCGUGCCACCCUGAACUUCACUAGAGAUGAAUUACACGGCAUUCAACGACACCGACACUGGUUUGUUCUCCAACAGCAGCGAUGGCUUUCUCAAGUGCUGCAACAUGUCCUCGGUGGUCACGGACAGCGGCUUUGAGGCGACUGCACUGGCCGAGCGGAACUUUUUCAUCACGCGCGUGGUCCAAAUUGCUGUCAUGUGCGUGCUCUCACUCACCGUGGUUUUCGGCAUCUUCUUCCUCGGCUGCAACUUGCUCAUCAAGUCCCAGGGAAUGAUCAACUUUCUAAUGACGGACAGGAGACCAUCCAAAGAUGUGGAAGCUGUGAUUGUUGGCACGUAUUAGAGCAGAUGUUCCAUCUGAAAAGACGACAUACACACAUUUAAGUAUUUUGCGAAGAUAGCACUCACUCUAACUGCAGAUGGACGCAGGGGAUCUGAUGUUUUGGCAGACAGACAGACAGAGAAAUUCUUGCUUUAGGACUAAGAACCUUGUUUCUAGAAAAAAAGCCAACGGCAUUUCACCAUCUUAAAUCUUUUUACGGAUCACUUCCAACAGGGUCUUAACCACUGUGGAUGUAGCCCUUGGAUGGACAUGUGUUAUCUUUGUAGUUCUUAAGAAAAUAUUAUAUGGAGAUGCUCCGAGAUACAUGUCGGUGUGGGAUUUUGAUACACGUUCUCUUAACUGAUUUUGGAAAUUAUAUGAAAUGAAUGUUAUCUGUAGCCUAUAUGAUCAAUGUGAGUGUGUUGAAGAGCCUUUGUAUUUUCGUUUAAAUAUGACCCAGGAAAUGUCCAGGGUAACAUUCCAUUAGUGAUACAAUGCAUGUUUUUAAUCGUAGUCCAAAGAAAUUAAAUGAAAUGUAGGCUACAGUAUUUGGUUAAUAAAUGCCACCUGGAGCUAGUUGUCAUUCAA